CGGUGGCAAGCCCCCGGAGGGAGCCGCAGUAGUACGACGGAAGAUGGCGACGAGCGGCGGCGACGAGGCGGCGGCAGCGGCUCCAGUGCCCGGAGCCCCGGCGACCGGGCAGGACACGACCCCGGGCUGGGAGGUGGCGGUGCGGCCCCUACUGUCCGCGUCCUACUCCGCCUUUGAGAUGAAGGAGUUGCCGCAGCUGGUGGCCUCAGUCAUCGAGAGUGAGUCAGAAAUCCUGCACCACGAGAAGCAGUAUGAGCCAUUCUACUCAUCCUUUGUUGCACUGUCCACACACUACAUCACCACGGUCUGUAGCCUCAUUCCCCGGAACCAGCUUCAGUCGGUGGCAGCGGCCUGUAAAGUCCUCAUUGAGUUUUCUCUCCUUCGUCUGGAGAACCCGGACGAGGCAUGUGCUGUGUCCCAGAAACACUUGAUUCUGCUGAUCAAAGGCCUGUGCACUGGCUGUAGCCGACUAGACAGAACAGAAAUUAUCACCUUCACAGCAAUGAUGAAGUCCGCCAAGCUUCCACAAACAGUGAAGACGCUUUCAGAUGUGGAAGAUCAGAAAGAGCUGGCGUCUCCAGUAAGCCCUGAGCUAAGGCAGAAGGAGGUACAGAUGAAUUUUUUGAACCAGCUCACCUCAGUUUUUAACCCUAGAACCGUACCAUCUCCUCCCAUUAGUCCACAGGCUCUGGUGGAAGGAGAAAAUGAUGAGCAGCCAUCCACAGAUCAAGCCUCUGCUGUCAAGACCAAGAACGUGUUCAUAGCUCAGAAUGUGGCUAGCCUUCAAGAGCUUGGUGGCUCAGAGAAGCUGCUCCGAGUGUGCCUGAACCUGCCGUAUUUCCUGCGCUACAUCAAUCGGUUCCAGGAUGCAGUGGUAGCCAAUUCCUUCUUCAUCAUGCCUGCAACAGUAGCUGAUGCCACUGCUGUUCGCAAUGGUUUUCACUCACUAGUGAUUGAUGUAACCAUGGCCUUGGAUACCCUUUCUCUACCUGUGUUGGAACCCCUCAAUCCUUCACGUCUGCAAGAUGUGACAGUUCUCAGCCUCAGCUGUCUGUACGCGGGUGUGAGUGUAGCCACCUGCAUGGCCAUUCUUCAUGUGGGUAGUGCCCAGCAAGUGCGGACAGGGUCCACAAGCUCCAAAGAAGACGACUAUGAAAGUGAUGCUGCCACUAUUGUCCAGAAAUGUCUUGAGAUCUACGACAUGAUCGGACAGGCAAUCAGCAGCUCCCGCCGUGCUGGUGGUGAGCAUUUCCAGAACUUCCAGCUGUUGGGCGCCUGGUGUCUGCUGAAUAGCCUCUUCCUCAUACUGAAUCUCAGCCCCACUGCCCUGGCUGACAAGGGGAAAGAGAAGGACCCAUUGGCUGCUCUCCGAGUCAGAGACAUCCUUUCUCGUACAAAAGAGGGAGUAGGCUCUCCCAAACUGGGGCCUGGCAAAGGGCAUCAGGGAUUUGGAGUGCUCUCAGUGAUCCUGGCAAACCAUGCCAUCAAGCUGCUGACAUCUCUGUUUCAGGACCUGCAGGUGGAGGCGCUCCACAAGGGCUGGGAGACAGAUGGUCCCCCCGCAGUCCUAAGCAUUAUGGCCCAAAGCACCUCCACACAAAGGAUUCAACGGCUGAUUGACUCUGUCCCGCUGACUAACCUGCUCUUGACUUUACUUUCAACUUCAUACAGAAAGGCAUGUGUCCUGCAGCGGCAGAGGAAGGGCUCCAUGAGCAGUGAUGCCAGCGCCUCCACCGACUCCAACACAUACUAUGAGGAUGACUUCAGUAGCACAGAGGAGGACAGCAGCCAAGAUGAUGACAGCGAGCCUAUUUUGGGGCAGUGGUUUGAGGAGACCAUCUCUCCCAGUAAAGAGAAAACUGCACCUCCACCCCCUCCACCGCCCCCUCCCCUGGAAAGCUCUCCUCGGGUUAAAAGCCCCAGUAAACAGGCCUCUGGUGAGAAGGGCAACAUCUUGGCCAGUCGCAAAGAUCCUGAGUUGUUCUUAGGUCUGGCUUCCAACAUUCUGAACUUUAUCACAUCUUCCAUGCUGAACUCUCGGAACAAUUUCAUCCGGAACUAUCUGAGUGUGUCUCUUUCAGAGCACCAUAUGGCCACCCUGGCAAGCAUCAUUAAGGAGGUGGACAAAGAUGGACUCAAGGGGUCAUCAGAUGAGGACUUCGCUGCUGCUCUCUAUCACUUCAACCACUCCCUGGUAACUUCUGACCUACAGUCCCCGAACUUGCAGAAUACACUACUACAGCAGCUAGGAGUUGCUCCUUUCUCCGAGGGCCCUUGGCCCCUGUACAUUCACCCCCAAGGCCUCUCUGUGCUCUCUCGUCUCCUGCUUAUCUGGCAACAUAAAGCUGGAGCACAAGGUGACCCUGAUGUCCCAGAAUGCCUGAAAGUGUGGGACAGGUUUUUGUCUACAAUGAAGCAGAGUGCACUGCAGGGGGUGAUGCCCAGUGAGACAGAGGACCUGAAUGUUGAGCACCUGCAGCUGCUGCUCCUCAUCUUCCACAGCUUCUCUGAGAAGGGCCGCAGGACCAUCUUCACCAUGUUGGUGCAGAGCAUCCAGGAGCUGAGUGUGAACAUGGAGGUUCAGAUGCGCUCCGUGCCUUUAACCCUGGCGCGCCUCCUUUUGAUCUUCGACUACCUGCUUCAUCAGUACUCCAAAGCCCCUGUGUAUCUGUUUGAGCAGGUGCAGCACAACCUGCUGAGUCCCCCUUUUGGGUGGGCAAGUGGAUCCCAAGACAGCAGCAGCCGCCGGGCCAACACUCCUCUGUAUCAUGGGUUCAAGGAAGUAGAAGAAAACUGGUCCAAACAUUUUUCAUCAGAUGCAGCCCCACAACCCAGGUUCUACUGCGUCCUGUCCCCAGAGGCUUCUGAGGAGGAUUUGCACCGACUUGAUUCUAUGGCAUGUGAAGUUCUUUUCUCCAAGCUUGUCAAGUACGAUGAACUUUACACCUCACUGACAGCCCUGCUUGCAGCUGGCUCUCAGUUUGAUACAGUCAGGAGAAAGGAGAAUAAGAAUGUGACUGCCCUGGAGGCCUGCGCCCUGCAGUAUUACUUCUUGAUACUCUGGAGGAUCUUGGGAAUUUUGCCACCUUCAAAGAUUUACAUGAACCAGUUGGCCACUAACUUACCUGAGAUGAGUGAAUGUGACAUCUUACACACUCUGCGAUGGUCAUCUCGCCUCCGGAUCAGCUCCUAUGUCAGCUGGAUAAAGGAUCACCUUAUCAAACAGGGCAUGAAGCCCGAGCAGGCUGGCUCUGUCAUAGAGCUGACCUCCACCAAGUGUAGCUCAGUGAAGUACGACGUUGAGAUUGUGGAAGAGUACUUCGCCCGACAGAUCUCAUCAUUCUGCUCCAUUGACUGCACCACCGUCCUGCAGUUGCAUGAGAUCCCUAGUCUGCAGUCCAUCUACACCCUGGAUGCGGCUAUCUCAAAGGUCCAGGUCUCUCUGGAUGAGCACUUUUCUAAGAUGGCUGCAGAGACUGACCCUCAUAAGUCAUCUGAGAUCACCAAGAACCUUCUUCCAGCUACGCUGCAACUCAUUGACACCUAUGCCUCGUUCACUAGAGCCUAUUUGCUCCAGAACCUUAACGAAGAGGGAUCCACUGAGAAGCCCUCCCAGGAGAAGCUGCACGGCUUUGCAGCUGUUUUGGCUAUUGGCUCUAGCAGGUGCAAGGCAAACACACUGGGUCCAACGUUGGUGCAGAAUUUACCGUCAUCAGUGCAGACUGUCUGUGAGUCCUGGAAUAAUAUCAACACUAAUGAGUUUCCCAACAUUGGAUCCUGGCGCAAUGCAUUUGCCAAUGACACCAUCCCAUCUGAGAGUUACAUCAGUGCUGUGCAGGCUGCUCAUCUGGGGACUCUUUGUGGCCAGAGUCUACCCCUGGCAGCUUCCCUGAAGCAUACCCUCCUCUCCCUGGUCAGGUUGACUGGGGAUCUGAUAGUCUGGUCGGAUGAGAUGAACCCAGCACAGGUCAUCCGGACCCUACUACCCCUUCUCUUGGAGUCGAGCACAGAGAGUGUGGCUGAGAUCAGCAGUAACUCCUUGGAGCGCAUCUUGGGACCUGCGGAGUCUGAUGAGUUCCUGGCUCGUGUGUAUGAGAAGCUGAUCACCGGGUGUUACAGCAUUCUGGCCAACCAUUCAGAUCCCAGCAGUGGGCUGGAUGAGUCCAUCCUGGAGGAAUGUUUGCAGUAUCUGGAAAAGCAGCUGGAGAGCAGCCAGGCCCGGAAAGCCAUGGAGGAGUUCUUCUCUGAUGGUGGGGAACUUGUGCAGAUCAUGAUGGCCACAGCCAAUGAGGACCUCUCUGCUAAAUUCUGUAACCGCGUCUUGAAAUUCUUCACCAAACUCUUCCAGCUGACUGAGAAGAGCCCUAACCCAAGCCUCCUUCAUCUCUGUGGCUCUCUUGCCCAGCUGGCCUGCGUGGAGCCGGUGCGCCUGCAGGCCUGGCUCACCCGCAUGACAACAUCACCCCCAAAGGAUUCUGACCAGCUGGAGAUCAUUCAGGAGAACCGGCAGUUGCUGCAGUUGCUGACCACAUACAUCGUGUGGGAAAACAGAUCUCUUCUACAACAGCCAUCUUACCCCAUAGGUCAGAUUCUGAUGCGGCUGGUGCAAGAGAAGGCCCCUGCUUGUGUGCUGGAGCUGGGCACCUACUGCGGAUACUCUACACUGUUUAUUAUGAUUGUGUGUCUUCUUUCUUUGCUUUGGGACAGCAAGAAGUACCUGUCUCAGAAGAAUGUGGUUGAGAAACUGAAUGCCAAUGUAAUGCAUGGAAAGCAUGUGAUGGUCUUGGAGUGCACGUGUCAUAUUAUGUCUUACUUGGCUGAUGUCACAAAUGCCCUGAGUCAGAGUAAUGGCCAAGGACCCAGUCACCUCUCCGUGGAUGGGGAAGAGCGUGUCAUUGAGGUGGAUUCAGACUGGGUAGAAGAGUUAGCAGUGGAGGAGGAAGAUUCCCAGGCUGAGGACUCCGAUGAAGAUUCUCUCUGCAAUAAACUCUGCACCUUCACCAUCACGCAGAAGGAAUUUAUGAACCAGCAUUGGUACCACUGUCAUACCUGUAAGAUGGUGGAUGGGGUGGGUGUGUGCACGGUGUGUGCGAAGGUGUGCCACAAGGAUCAUGAGAUUUCCUAUGCCAAGUAUGGUUCUUUUUUCUGUGACUGUGGAGCCAAAGAAGAUGGCAGCUGCUUGGCACUGGUGAAGCGAACUCCUAGCAGUGGCAUGAGCUCUACCAUGAAGGAGUCGGCAUUUCAGAGUGAACCUAGGGUUUCGGAGAGUUUGGUGCGCCAUGCCAGCACCUCACCAGCUGACAAGGCCAAGGUCACCAUCAGUGAUGGGAAGGUUACUGAUGAAGAGAAGCCCAAGAAGAGCAGCCUGUGCCGCACAGUUGAGGGGUGCCGUGAAGAGUUGCAGAAUCAGGCCAAUUUCUCCUUCGCUCCUCUCGUGUUAGACAUGCUCAAUUUCCUCAUGGAUGCCAUUCAGACCAACUUUCAGCAGGCUUCAGCCGUGGGGAGCAGCAGCCGAGCACAGCAGGCCCUUAGUGAGCUGCAUACAGUGGACAAGGUUGUGGAGAUGACGGACCAGCUGAUGGUUCCUACCUUAGGCUCACAGGAAGGUGCCUUUGAGAAUGUUCGGAUGAAUUACAGUGGAGACCAGGGCCAGACUAUACGGCAGCUGAUCAGCGCCCAUGUUCUCAGGCGGGUGGCUAUGUGUGUGCUUUCUUCCCCGCAUGGGCGCCGCCAGCAUUUGGCUGUCAGCCAUGAGAAGGGCAAGAUUACAGUGCUACAGCUCUCUGCACUCCUGAAACAAGCGGAUUCCAGCAAGAGGAAGUUGACUCUGACCCGCUUGGCUUCUGCCCCGGUUCCCUUCACAGUGUUGAGUCUCACUGGAAACCCCUGCAAGGAGGACUACCUGGCAGUGUGUGGGCUGAAGGACUGCCAUGUGCUCACCUUCAGUAGCUCGGGCUCUGUUUCGGAUCAUUUAGUGUUACAUCCCCAGUUGGCAACAGGGAACUUCAUCAUCAAAGCUGUGUGGUUACCUGGUUCACAGACUGAGCUGGCCAUUGUCACAGCAGACUUUGUCAAGAUUUACGACUUGUCUGUUGAUGCCUUGAGUCCUACCUACUACUUUCUCCUGCCGAGCUCAAAGAUAAGAGAUGUUACCUUCCUUUUCAAUGAGGAAGGCAAGAACAUCAUUGUCAUCAUGUCCUCUGCUGGGUACAUGUACACACAGCUCAUGGAGGAGGCCAGCAGUGCCCAGCAGGGGCCCUUCUACGUCACUAAUGUUCUGGAAAUAAAUCACGAAGACCUGAAGGACAGUAACAGCCAGGUGGCAGGUGGCGGUGUGUCUGUGUACUACUCACAUGUGUUGCAGAUGCUUUUCUUCAGCUACAGCCAGGGCAAGUCCUUUGCAGCCACCGUCAGCAGGAGCACUCUGGAGGUGCUGCAGCUCUUCCCCAUCAACAUCAAAAGCUCCAAUGGUGGCAGUAAGACUUCUCCUGCCCUUUGCCAGUGGUCUGAAGUGAUGAACCACCCUGGCUUGGUCUGUUGUGUCCAGCAAACUACUGGCGUGCCUCUGGUAGUCAUGGUGAAACCAGACACUUUCCUCAUCCAGGAGAUUAAGACUCUUCCCGCCAAAGCAAAGAUCCAAGACAUGGUUGCCAUUAGGCACACUGCCUGCAAUGAGCAGCAGCGGACAACCAUGAUCCUGCUGUGUGAGGAUGGCAGCCUGCGCAUUUACAUGGCCAAUGUAGAGAAUACCUCUUAUUGGCUCCAGCCCUCCCUGCAGCCCAGCAGCGUCAUCAGCAUCAUGAAGCCUGUGCGAAAGCGCAAAACAGCUACGAUCACUGCCCGCACAUCCAGCCAGGUGACCUUCCCCAUCGACUUUUUUGAACACAACCAACAGCUGACAGACGUGGAAUUUGGUGGUAAUGACCUCCUGCAGGUCUACAAUGCACAACAGAUAAAGCACAGGCUGAACUCCACUGGCAUGUACGUGGCUAACACCAAGCCUGGCGGCUUCACCAUUGAGAUUAGUAACAACAGCAGCACUAUGGUCAUGACAGGCAUGCGGAUCCAGAUUGGGACCCAGGCAAUAGAACGGGCCCCAUCAUACAUCGAGAUCUUUGGCAGGACCAUGCAGCUCAAUCUGAGCCGUUCCCGCUGGUUUGACUUUCCCUUCACCAGAGAGGAAGCCUUGCAGGCUGACAAGAAGCUGAACCUCUUCAUCGGUGCCUCAGUGGAUCCAGCAGGCGUUACCAUGAUAGAUGCUGUAAAAAUUUAUGGCAAGACUAAGGAACAGUUUGGCUGGCCUGACGAACCCCCAGAAGAAUUCCCUUCUGCCUCUGUCAGCAACAUCUGUCCUUCCAACCUGAAUCAGAGCAAUGGCACUGGGGAGAGUGACUCAGUCGCUCCAACUACGACCAGUGGAACUGUCCUGGAGAGGCUGGUUGUGAGUUCUUUGGAAGCCCUGGAAAGCUGCUUUGCUGUUGGCCCAAUCAUCGAGAAGGAGAGAAACAAGCAUGCAGCCCAGGAGCUGGCCACUUUGCUGCUCUCCCUGCCAGCACCUGCCAGUGUCCAACAGCAGUCAAAGAGCCUCCUGGCCAGCCUACACACCAGCCGCUCAGCCUAUCACAGCCACAAGGACCAGGCCUUGCUGAGCAAAGCUGUGCAGUGUCUCAACACAUCCAGCAAAGAAGGCAAGGACUUGGACCCUGAGGUGUUCCAGCGGCUAGUGAUCACAGCUCGCUCGAUUGCCAUCAUGCGUCCUAGCAACCUUGUGCACUUUACGGAGUCCAAGCUGCCCCAGAUGGAAACAGAAGGAGCAGAUGAGGGGAAAGAACCACAGAAGCAGGUGGAAGGAGAUGGCUGUAGUUUCAUCACUCAGCUUGUGAACCACUUCUGGAAACUCCAUGCUUCUAAGCCCAAGAAUGCCUUCCUGGCACCUGCCUGCCUGCCAGGCCUCACUCAUAUUGAAGCUACUGUUAAUGCACUGGUAGACAUUAUCCAUGGCUAUUGUACCUGCGAGCUGGACUGUAUCAACACAGCAUCCAAGAUCUACAUGCAGAUGCUGUUGUGUCCUGACCCUGCAGUGAGCUUCUCCUGCAAACAAGCUCUAAUUCGAGUCCUAAGGCCCAGGAACAAGCGGAGACACGUGACUUUGCCCUCCUCUCCUCGAAGCAACACACCAAUGGGAGACAAGGAUGAUGACGAUGAUGAUGACGCAGAUGAGAAAAUGCAGUCAUCAGGCAUCCCCGAUGGUGGUCACAUUCGUCAGGAAAGCCAGGAACAGAGUGAGGUGGACCACGGAGAUUUUGAUAUGGUGUCUGAGUCGAUGGUUCUGGAAACAGCUGAAAAUGUCAACAAUGGCAACCCCUCUCCCCUGGAGGCCCUGCUGGCAGGUGCUGAGGGCUUUCCUCCCAUGCUGGACAUCCCACCUGAUGCAGAUGACGAGACCAUGGUUGAACUAGCCAUUGCCCUGAGCCUGCAGCAGGACCAGCAAGGCAGCAGCAGCAGUGCCCUGGGCCUGCAGAGCCUGGGACUAUCCGGCCAGGCACCCAGCUCUUCCUCUCUGGACGCAGGAACCCUCUCUGACACCACAGCAUCAGCUCCAGCCUCAGAUGAUGAGGGCAGCACCGCAGCGACUGAUGGCUCCACCCUGCGGACCUCGCCCGCUGACCAUGGCGGGAGUGUGGGCUCAGAGAGCGGGGGAAGUGCAGUGGACUCUGUGGCUGGCGAGCACAGUGUGUCUGGCCGGAGCAGUGCAUAUGGUGAUGCCACAGCUGAGGGGCACCCAGCUGGACCAGGGAGCGUCAGCUCAAGCACAGGCGCCAUCAGCACCACCACUGGGCACCAGGAGGGAGAUGGCUCUGAGGGAGAAGGUGAAGGGGAAGCUGAAGGAGAUGUGCACACUAGCAACAGACUGCACAUGGUUCGUCUGAUGCUGUUGGAGAGAUUACUGCAGACACUACCCCAGUUACGAAAUGUUGGGGGUGUCCGAGCCAUCCCAUACAUGCAGGUCAUUCUGAUGCUCACAACAGAUCUGGAUGGAGAAGAUGAGAAAGACAAGGGGGCCCUGGACAACCUGCUCUCCCAGCUCAUUGCUGAGCUUGGCAUGGACAAAAAGGAUGUCUCCAAGAAGAACGAGCGCAGUGCCUUGAACGAAGUCCAUUUGGUUGUAAUGAGACUCCUGAGUGUCUUCAUGUCCCGCACCAAGUCUGGUUCCAAGUCUUCCAUCUGUGAGUCAUCUUCCCUCAUCUCCAGUGCUACGGCAGCAGCCCUGCUGAGCUCGGGGGCUGUGGACUAUUGUCUCCAUGUGCUCAAGUCUCUGCUGGAAUACUGGAAGAGCCAGCAGAAUGAUGAGGAGCCCGUGGCCACCAGCCAGUUGUUGAAACCACACACAACGUCAUCCCCACCAGAUAUGAGUCCAUUCUUUCUCCGCCAGUAUGUGAAGGGUCAUGCUGCUGACGUGUUUGAAGCCUACACCCAGCUGCUCACAGAAAUGGUCCUGCGGCUUCCCUACCAAAUCAAAAAGAUUGCAGACACCAGCUCUCGAAUUCCUCCUCCUGUCUUUGAUCACUCCUGGUUCUACUUUCUCUCUGAGUACUUAAUGAUCCAGCAGACCCCUUUUGUGCGUCGCCAAGUUCGAAAACUUCUGCUCUUCAUCUGUGGAUCAAAGGAGAAGUACCGACAGCUCCGAGAUCUGCACACCCUGGACUCCCAUGUGCGUGGGAUCAAGAAGCUGCUGGAAGAGCAGGGCAUCUUCCUCCGGGCCAGUGUGGUCACAGCCAGCUCUGGCUCUGCUUUGCAGUAUGACACGCUCAUCAGCCUGAUGGAGCAUCUGAAGGCCUGUGCAGAGAUUGCCGCCCAGCGAACCAUCAACUGGCAGAAGUUCUGCAUCAAAGAUGACUCUGUCCUCUACUUCCUCCUGCAAGUGAGUUUCCUGGUGGACGAGGGGGUGUCCCCCGUGCUGCUGCAGCUGCUUUCCUGUGCCCUGUGUGGCAGCAGAGUGCUCGCAGCCCUGGCGGCCUCCACAGGGUCCUCCAGUGGGGCUUCCUCAUCAGCCCCUGCUGCGACCAGUUCUGGACAAGCAACAACUCAGUCCAAAUCUUCUACCAAAAAGAGCAAGAAAGAAGAAAAGGAAAAAGAAAAAGAAGGUGAGAGCUCGGGCAGCCAGGAGGACCAGUUGUGCACAGCUCUAGUGAACCAGCUGAACAGAUUUGCAGACAAGGAGACUCUGAUCCAGUUCCUGCGCUGCUUCUUGUUGGAGUCCAACUCUUCCUCAGUGCGCUGGCAGGCCCACUGCCUGACCCUGCACAUCUACAGAAACUCCAACAAGGCUCAGCAGGAGCUCUUGCUAGAUCUCAUGUGGUCUAUUUGGCCAGAACUCCCAGCAUACGGUCGAAAGGCUGCCCAGUUUGUGGAUCUUCUGGGCUAUUUCUCCCUGAAAACUGCACAGACAGAGAAGAAGUUGAAGGAGUAUUCACAGAAGGCCGUGGAGAUUCUGAGGACUCAAAACCACAUUCUCACCAACCAUCCCAACUCCAACAUAUACAACACCUUGUCUGGCUUAGUGGAGUUUGAUGGCUAUUACCUGGAGAGUGACCCCUGCCUGGUGUGUAAUAACCCCGAGGUGCCAUUCUGUUACAUCAAGCUAUCUUCCAUUAAAGUGGACACACGGUACACCACGACCCAGCAAGUUGUAAAGCUCAUUGGCAGUCACACCAUCAGUAAGGUGACAGUGAAAAUUGGGGACCUGAAGCGGACCAAGAUGGUGCGGACUAUCAACCUGUACUACAACAACCGAACUGUGCAGGCCAUUGUGGAGCUGAAAAACAAGCCAGCUCGCUGGCACAAAGCCAAGAAAGUUCAGCUGACUCCUGGACAGACAGAAGUCAAGAUUGACCUGCCGCUGCCUAUUGUGGCCUCUAACCUGAUGAUCGAGUUUGCAGACUUCUAUGAGAACUACCAGGCCUCCACAGAGACCCUUCAGUGUCCUCGCUGCAGUGCCUCCGUUCCCGCCAACCCAGGCGUCUGUGGCAACUGUGGCGAGAAUGUAUACCAGUGUCACAAGUGCAGGUCCAUCAACUAUGAUGAGAAGGAUCCCUUCCUCUGCAAUGCCUGUGGCUUCUGUAAAUACGCCCGCUUUGACUUCAUGCUUUACGCCAAGCCUUGCUGCGCUGUGGAUCCCAUCGAGAACGAAGAAGAUCGAAAGAAGGCUGUUUCCAACAUUAACACACUUCUGGACAAAGCUGACCGGGUUUACCAUCAGCUCAUGGGACAUCGGCCACAGCUGGAGAACCUACUCUGCAAAGUGAAUGAAGCAGCUCCAGAAAAGCCACAGGAAGACUCCGGAACGGCAGGGGGCAUCAGCUCCACUUCAGCCAGUGUGAAUCGCUACAUUCUGCAGCUGGCUCAGGAGUAUUGUGGAGACUGCAAGAACUCAUUUGAUGAGCUCUCCAAAAUCAUCCAGAAAGUUUUUGCUUCACGCAAAGAGCUCUUAGAAUAUGAUCUGCAGCAAAGGGAAGCAGCCACAAAGUCAUCCCGAACAUCCGUGCAGCCCACGUUCACUGCCAGCCAGUACCGUGCUUUGUCUGUCUUAGGCUGUGGCCACACCUCGUCCACCAAGUGCUAUGGCUGUGCCUCAGCUGUCACAGAGCACUGCAUCACACUACUGAGGGCCCUGGCCACCAAUCCAGCUCUGAGGCACAUCCUCGUCUCCCAGGGCCUCAUCCGAGAGCUCUUUGAUUACAACCUCCGCAGAGGAGCUUCAGCCAUUCGUGAAGAGGUCCGCCAGCUCAUGUGCCUCCUGACUAGAGACAACCCAGAGGCCACCCAGCAAAUGAACGACCUGAUCAUUAGCAAAGUCUCCACAGCCCUGAAAGGCCACUGGGCCAAUCCUGACCUGGCAAGCAGUCUUCAGUAUGAGAUGUUGCUGCUGACGGAUUCCAUCUCCAAGGAGGACAACUGCUGGGAGCUCCGCUUACGCUGUGCACUCAGUCUUUUCCUUAUGGCCGUGAACAUCAAAACACCAGUGGUUGUUGAGAACAUCACCCUUAUGUGCCUGCGGAUCUUACAGAAGCUGAUUAAGCCACCUGCCCCAACCAGCAAGAAAAACAAGGAUGUCCCUGUUGAGGCCCUCACCACGGUGAAGCCAUACUGCAACGAGAUCCAUGCCCAGGCCCAGCUGUGGCUCAAGAGAGAUCCCAAGGCAUCUUACGAAGCCUGGAAGAAGUGUCUGCCCACCCGAGGGGUAGAUGGCAAUGGGAAGUCCCCCAGCAAGUCAGAGCUCCACCGUCUCUACUUGACUGAGAAGUAUGUGUGGAGAUGGAAACAGUUCCUGAGCCGUCGGGGGAAGAGGACCACCCCUCUCGACCUCAAGCUGGGCCACAACAACUGGCUGCGGCAGGUACUCUUUACCCCAGCGACACAGGCAGCACGGCAAGCAGCAUGUACCAUCGUGGAAGCUCUUGCUACUGUCCCCAGCCGCAAGCAACAGGUCCUUGACCUUCUCACCAGUUACCUGGACGAGCUGAGUGUAGCUGGGGAGUGUGCUGCAGAGUACCUGGCUCUCUACCAGAAACUCAUCGCCUCAUGUCACUGGAAAGUCUACCUGGCUGCUCGGGGAGUCCUGCCCUAUGUGGGCAACCUCAUCACCAAGGAAAUCGCCCGCUUGCUGGCCCUGGAGGAGGCCACCCUGAGCACAGAUCUGCAGCAGGGCUAUGCCCUCAAAAGUCUCACAGGCCUUCUCUCCUCCUUUGUAGAGGUGGAGUCCAUCAAAAGGCAUUUUAAGAGCCGCCUGGUGGGCACUGUGCUGAAUGGGUACCUGUGCUUGCGGAAGCUAGUGCUGCAGAGGACCAAGCUCAUCGAUGAGACUCAGGACAUGCUGUUGGAGAUGCUAGAGGACAUGACUACAGGAACAGAGUCUGAAACCAAAGCCUUCAUGGCUGUGUGCAUUGAGACAGCCAAGCGCUACAAUCUGGAUGACUACCGGACUCCUGUGUUCAUCUUUGAGAGACUGUGCAGCAUCAUCUACCCUGAGGAGAAUGAAGUCACUGAGUUCUUUGUGACCCUGGAGAAGGAUCCCCAGCAAGAGGACUUUCUACAGGGCAGGAUGCCUGGAAACCCGUAUAGCAGCAAUGAGCCAGGCAUUGGGCCUCUUAUGAGGGACAUAAAGAACAAGAUUUGCCAGGACUGUGACUUGGUGGCUCUUCUGGAGGAUGACAGUGGGAUGGAGCUCCUAGUGAACAAUAAGAUCAUCAGCCUGGACCUGCCUGUGGCGGAGGUUUACAAGAAGGUCUGGUGUACCACGAAUGAGGGAGAACCCAUGAGGAUUGUUUAUCGAAUGCGGGGGCUGCUGGGUGAUGCCACUGAGGAGUUCAUUGAGUCCCUGGACUCCACCACAGAUGAAGAAGAAGAUGAGGAAGAAGUGUACAAGAUGGCCAAUGUGAUGGCCCAGUGUGGGGGUCUAGAAUGCAUGCUUAACAGACUAGCAGGAAUCAAAGAUUUUAAGCAAGGACGCCACCUUCUAACAGUGCUGCUGAAGCUGUUUAGUUACUGCGUAAAGGUGAAAGUCAACCGGCAACAGCUGGUUAAGCUGGAAAUGAACACUCUGAAUGUCAUGCUGGGGACUUUAAACUUGGCUCUGGUAGCUGAACAAGAGAGCAAGGACAGUGGAGGAGCUGCUGUGGCUGAGCAGGUGCUGAGCAUCAUGGAGAUCAUUCUAGAUGAGUCCAAUGCAGAGCCCCUGAGUGAGGACAAGGGCAACCUCCUCCUCACAGGUGACAAGGAUCAACUGGUGAUGCUCUUGGACCAGAUCAACAGCACCUUUGUUCGCUCCAACCCUAGUGUGCUUCAGGGUCUGCUGCGUAUCAUCCCAUACCUGUCCUUUGGAGAGGUGGAGAAGAUGCAGAUUCUGGUGGAGCGGUUCAAGCCUUACUGCAGCUUUGAUAAGUACGAUGAAGACCACAGUGGGGAUGACAAAGUCUUCCUGGAUUGUUUCUGCAAAAUUGCUGCUGGUAUCAAGAACAACAGCAACGGACACCAGCUGAAGGAUCUCAUCCUGCAGAAGGGAAUCACCCAGAAUGCUCUGGACUACAUGAAAAAACAUAUCCCCAGUGCCAAGAAUUUGGAUGCUGACAUCUGGAAAAAGUUUUUGUCUCGCCCUGCUCUGCCUUUUAUUUUGAGACUUCUUCGGGGAUUGGCCAUGCAGCACCCUGCCACUCAGGUUCUGAUUGGAACGGACUCCAUCACAAACCUGCAUAAACUAGAGCAGGUAUCCAGUGAUGAGGGCAUUGGGACCCUGGCUGAGAACCUGCUGGAGGCCCUGCGAGAACACCCUGAUGUGAACAAGAAGAUUGAUGCUGCCCGCAGGGAGACCCGAGCAGAGAAGAAGCGCAUGGCCAUGGCCAUGAGGCAGAAGGCUCUCGGCACUCUGGGCAUGACGACAAAUGAAAAGGGCCAAGUGGUGACCAAGACUGCGCUCCUGAAGCAGAUGGAAGAGCUGAUAGAGGAGCCAGGCCUCACGUGCUGCAUCUGCAGGGAGGGAUACAAGUUCCAGCCCACAAAGGUCUUAGGCAUUUAUACCUUCACCAAGCGGGUAGCUUUGGAAGAGAUGGAGAACAAGCCCCGGAAACAGCAGGGCUACAGUACUGUGUCCCAUUUCAACAUUGUGCACUACGAUUGUCACCUAGCUGCCGUCAGAUUGGCUAGAGGCCGGGAAGAGUGGGAGAGUGCUGCCCUGCAGAAUGCCAACACAAAGUGCAAUGGGCUCCUUCCGGUCUGGGGCCCCCACGUCCCUGAAUCAGCUUUUGCCACUUGUUUAGCAAGGCACAACACUUACCUCCAAGAAUGUACGGGCCAGCGGGAACCCACGUACCAGCUCAACAUCCAUGACAUUAAACUACUAUUCCUGCGUUUCGCCAUGGAGCAGUCGUUCAGUGCAGACACCGGUGGGGGCGGCCGGGAGAGCAACAUCCACCUGAUCCCAUACAUCAUUCACACCGUGCUUUACGUCCUGAACACAACCCGAGCGACAUCCCGAGAGGAGAAGAACCUACAAGGCUUCCUGGAGCAGCCCAAAGAGAAGUGGGUGGAGAGCGCCUUCGAGGUAGACGGGCCCCACUACUUCACCAUCCUGGCUCUGCACGUCAUACCCCCUGAGCAGUGGAGAGCCAUGCGUGUGGAGAUCCUUCGCAGGCUGCUGGUGGCCUCACAUGCCCGUGCAGUGGCUCCAGGAGGAGCUACCAGGCUAACAGAUAAGGCAGUGAAGGACUAUUCUGCCUACCGUUCUUCCCUGCUCUUCUGGGCUCUUGUUGAUCUCAUUUACAACAUGUUUAAGAAGGUGCCCACCAGUAACACGGAGGGCGGCUGGUCCUGCUCUCUGGCCGAGUACAUCCGCCACAAUGACAUGCCCAUCUACGAAGCUGCCGACAAAGCCCUGAAAACCUUCCAGGAGGAGUUCAUGCCAGUGGAGACCUUCUCAGAGUUCCUCGAUGCAGCAGGUCUUCUGUCAGAAGUCACCGAUCCAGAGGGCUUCCUAAAGGACCUGUUGAACUCAAUUCCCUGACAAUCCCCACGGAAAUGAGAUCACGGAAAUGAAGCUCGCUUGCCUUCCUCCCUCGUUCGCCCCUCCGUGUGCAUUCACUUCCCCCACGGAUGCUGCAUUAGCACCCCCUCUCCUCCCUCAUUUUUCUCGGAGUGGCUUGGGGUUUGUAGACUUCCUGUUCUAUCGCGUGUGUGUGCUACGUUGGCUAUGAAGUUGUUUGUAGCCCAAGCCGUUGAAGGACCUAUACAUACCUAGGAGCUGUGAGCUGUCCCAGCCAGCUUGAGUGUGCACAUCUUGAAAUAAAUGAAUGACUUGGUACACAU
Messenger RNA from Alexandromys fortis (reed vole), 15858 nucleotides. It is a transcript of the gene Ubr4, whose product is annotated as ubiquitin protein ligase E3 component n-recognin 4. Bases 44 to 15556 code for a protein of 5170 amino acids. Gene Ontology annotation, biological process: ubiquitin-dependent protein catabolic process. The transcript is spliced from 106 exons. The record is from RefSeq and is a predicted model, not a curated record. Gene Ontology annotation, cellular component: cytosol; centrosome; membrane. Gene Ontology annotation, molecular function: ubiquitin-protein transferase activity; zinc ion binding; protein binding. NCBI's taxonomy places the organism in Eukaryota, Metazoa, Chordata, Mammalia, Rodentia, Cricetidae.